This is a messenger RNA of Desarmillaria tabescens, 839 nucleotides long. RefSeq lists its product as uncharacterized. The coding region runs from base 154 to 624 and encodes 156 amino acids. The transcript is spliced from 3 exons. Lineage: Eukaryota; Fungi; Basidiomycota; Agaricomycetes; Agaricales; Physalacriaceae. The record is from RefSeq and is a predicted model, not a curated record.
CCUAUGAGUCCGCACAGAAUGUAGAAGGAUUUUUAGUGGUGUUGAAUUUCGCUCGCUCCAGGCCCAUUACUCCCCGGGAGUGUACGAGCGUUGCAGAGAGCAUCUAUCUUCCUCCGUUUAUUUACUUCGACCUUCGCAUGCAAAUUUGUUUGAAUGCUAUAUCCGAGUGGCAGACGUUUCCGUGAUGCUCUCCACUGUGCUCUACAGAGGGCACUCUUAUGCUUUAUUGAAUAUUUAUCGAUCUUGGUAUCGUGGGUAUCCACAUACAGACAUCCUACUCUAAGGAAAUAUACUUAUGCGUCUCCAGAGAAAUCUCGAAGUCGACACGAUAACAUUCAGGCACUGAUAUGGAAUGCAUCAACCAGUACCCGCUCCGUAGUACAUCAACCCCUGAUAACAACGGUACUAGAAGCUAGGGCUUCGCACCGUACCGUCGACGGUAUACGGCCGUAUAGCCACGGUACAGUGACGGGCGACGGCUGGUCCGUAUACCGUACCGUCAAGACUCUUAGAACUAGGUUGACGGUACGGUACGGGUAUAUAGACGGCCGUGACGGUCGUCAAUACGGCCGUAAGGUAGUAGGGAAAUGUAUUACUCGUACAGAAAGUACACUUACAGUUUGACAGCACUAUCUAAGAGUUCAUUGACAGCUGUAUGAGCUAGAUGUAGGCAGUGCUUGACCAACAUCAAUACUACAGGCUUGAUGGAGACCCCGUAUUCAUCCAGCUUCUCAGCCUCAAGAGCGUCUUUCAUCCGGCCUGCCUUUCCGGUACGUUGUCCACGGCCAAGAGGUUCUGUUCAAGAUCAAUGACUAGUCAAAGCAUGAGAGACAUUGAAU